GCGACUCGAACACAAAGAGAGAAAAAAAGGAUUUUAGUUGGUUGUGGGUCCCACGGCCACCAGAACAACCACCACCUGCCGCCGUCUUCCUCCGCCGUCUCUUCUUUCUUUCUCUCUCUAUCUGUAAAUCUUUAUUUGCUGUAUAUGUAUGUGGUAGUAAUAUGCAUACAGCUGUUUCGAUUAGAAAACGAAUAAAAUAAAAUAAAAAAUAUAUAUAUUAUAUUAAAAAAGAUUUGUUAUUUUUUAAAUCAAAGAAAUAAUCAGAAUAAAUUAUAAAUCAAACCACCCCUCUUUUAUUCUCUUUCUCCACCCCCAACGAUUUCGCCCUAAAAAGCCUUUUGAUUUGCAGAUUUUAGAAAGAGAGAGAGAAGGAAGGAGGAGGGAGAGAUAUACAUCAUAUAUAUCUAAAAGCAAAGUUAUUUAUUUUUUUCCUUUUUUUUUAAAUAAUUUUUUUCAUCAAACGCCAAGAACAGAAGCUGCUCAUCUACACAUACACACAGAUUUUUACAUAUAUAUGAAGAAGGAGAUAGAAAAAAGAAAGCAUUUUUCAGACUAACUUGCUUAUGUAGAGAGAGAAAGAAGCGAUUUUGAUAUAUUUGGGGGCACAAUUCUACGCAAAGGGGGCGUUUUCUUCAUCUUUUCGUCUUAUCCAAUCGGUAAGGUUUUUCUUGAAUUAAAGGCGAAAAACUCAAGAUUUUGAAUCAGGGAUUUCAUUAUAUUGUUUCGGACUUCUUUUCUCGAUACAUCAAUAUCAAGAUUAUGAUUAGGGUAUGACAGGUCCAAAUUAGAGCGACAUGUUGGAAGAUCGAUCUUGUUUUGUUUCAAGAAGUUACAGUCGCGAAAGGGACAAUAGUCACAAUACUUGGAGUUAUAUGAGCAAUUACAGGAUAGAAAGACUAGAAUCCCAACAAGGAAAACGACCAUUAGAACAUGAUGAAAACGAAGAACUCGAUCAUACCCAUCCCCGAAAAAUCUCCAAACAAUCAAACAGUUUACAAAACCUACAACUCGAAUUAGGGUUCCUCGAGUUUUGCAAUCAUUCCAAUAGUCAAGAUCAAUCUGGAGAUAAUUCCGAUUCAAGCUCUCUAAUCAAUGGUCUCGAUCGUGACAACUCACUCACAUGUCUAAUGAAAUGUUCCCGAUCAGAUUAUGGUUCAAUUGCAUCUUUAAGCCGUAGCUUCCGUGAGCUUGUUAGAAGUGGCGAACUUUAUAGAUUAAGAAGAAAAAAUGGGAUCAUCGAACAUUGGGUUUAUUUCUCUUGCCACCUCGUAGAAUGGGAAUCUUUUGAUCCAAUCACUUCACGUUGGAUGCAUUUACCCACAAUGACGUCAAACCCAUGUUUUCAAUUUUCCGAUAAAGAAUCUUUAGCUGUUGGGACUGAGUUACUUGUAUUGGGUAAAGAAGUUCUAGAUCACGUGAUUUAUAAAUAUAGUUUAUUAACAAAUUCAUGGUGCUUAGGUCGAAAUAUGAACUUCCCACGUUGUUUAUUUGGGUCAGCGAGUCUAGGGGAAAUAGCAAUUGUUGCUGGUGGGUGUGAUCCCAAUGGCAAAAUCGUAAAUUCAGCCGAACUUUAUGAUAGUGAAUCGGGUACAUGGGAAACUCUUCCAUGUAUGAUUAAACCUCGAAAAAUGUGUUCCGGGGUUUUCAUGGAUGAUAAAUUUUAUGUGAUCGGCGGAAUUGGAGGUCCGGAAAUGAAACCGUUGGCAUGUGGGGAGGAAUAUGAUUUGAAAACACGGGAAUGGAAAGAGAUUCCGAAUAUGUCUCCGGUGAGAACCGGGACUGCUCCCGCCAAUGAGGUGGGAGCAGUGGUGGUGCCUCGUACUGAGGCACCACCAUUAGUGGCGGUUGUGGAUAAUGAGUUGUAUGCUGCUGACUGUGCAGAUAUGGAAGUGAGAAAAUAUGAUAAAGAAAAAAAGGAAUGGGAGACGGUUGGGAGGCUGCCCGAACGGGCAGACUCCAUGAACGGUUGGGGGAUUGCUUUUAGAGGGUGUGGUGACCGGGUUAUUGUUAUUGGUGGGCCCCGGGCAAUCGGGGCGGGUUUUAUUGAAGUUAAUUCGUGGGUCCCACGAGAAGGUCCGCCACGUUGGCGGUUACUUGGACGGAAACAAUCGAAUAACUUUGUUUACAAUUGUGCGGUGAUGGGGUGCUGAUGACGAAGGUGUUUGAUUUGGAAACGGUAAAAAGGUAAAAAGGUCGGUGUUUUUGACUCUUUUUAUGACAAAAUUUUCGAAUUUUACUUGAGAUUUUUAACGUUUGUGAGAGUCUUGAGUAUGUUUUUUUUUUAGAGGUUUUGUGUCUACCUUCAAUUUGAAUCAACCGGGUAAUAACUUGAAGUGAUAGAUUGGUAGAUAGCUUUUUUUUCUCUCAAAAAAAAAAGAAAAAAAAAGGGUCGAAAAAGUUUGAUAUAUGGUUUUUAUGGUCUUUAAUUUCUUGAUAUUUCCCAAGAGAAAAAUAAGCUACAUGCUUGAUCUAAUGGAACGUAUACAUUGUACUAAAUUCACAUUUUGUUCAAUUCAUAGGCUUCUCAUUGAGCCUUUUGUUUC
Messenger RNA from Lactuca sativa (garden lettuce), 2543 nucleotides. Its product is annotated as F-box/kelch-repeat protein At1g26930. Lineage: Eukaryota; Viridiplantae; Streptophyta; Magnoliopsida; Asterales; Asteraceae. The record is from RefSeq and is a predicted model, not a curated record. Gene Ontology annotation, cellular component: nucleus. Gene Ontology annotation, molecular function: protein binding.